AUUCGACUUGCGGUCACUUGCCAGAUCAAACUGAUCAGUGAUCUGGUAUUGUGAGUUGACUAUCAUCAGUCGAAAAUUUCCCACAAUAUUCUACACAUUAAUAUUUUCGCCAACUGUUUUAUAAAUAAUAACAACCAUGUUUUCGUUUUAAUUUUCGCAGGCGUUGUACGUACUAAUUGCUGUUCACUAUUUACUAAUAUAGUUGCUGACAGGCGGAUGGCGUGACUGUGAUUUAUCGUACGAACAUCCGCAUUUUUGUUUCAGUCGCACGUGUUGGGUGACAGCCGUCCAUUAAUACCAUGGAGAAAGUCCCUAGCGAUUUGCUGGACAUUACAGUGGCCACAUGGACCGUCAACGACGUGUCCAAAUGGCUGGAAUUGCAGGGUUUCGGUACGGAUCUCCGCGAUCUCUUCUCCACGCAUGAAAUCGACGGCUACACACUGCUGCGCAUCAGCGAGAAUGAUCUUCGGCAGCCUCCUGUAUCUCUGGUGAAAUUGGGCACCAUUAAACAUCUGAUCGGGGCCAUCGCGGAUCUCAAACGCACCAUCAUCGCCAAGGUGGACGUCAGUAAGCCGGGGAUGCCCGUGGCGGAGGAGGACGCUGAGGGGCGGUUGGGGGGAGGGGGCGGCGCGUUGGGCCCGACUAAGACGGGCACGACGGACACGGUGUUGGCGCACCAGUUGGGAGUGAGUAGCGACGGGGGGCUGGAUACGUCGGAUAGCGAUACGGAGGAGACGGAGAGCCCCACCGCCAGUCAGGCGUCCCGUGGGCCGUCACUCAAGUUUCCUUCUCAGCAUCGCCGACUGCCGCCAUUGAAGCCCGAGAUUGGCAAAGCCGUGCUGGCGUUUGCAUAUUUCCUCAUAGUGACAGUUGUCACAUCCUUUGUAAUGGUUAUCGUACAUGAUCGUGUACCAGAUAUGGAAAAAUAUCCGCCGCUUCCUGAUUUUGUACUGGAUAAUGUGCCGCUGAUACCGUGGGCGUUUGAUCUGUGCGAGGUCGCUGGAUUUUUGUUGGCGGUUGUAUGGACUUUCGUACUGCUCUUCCAUAAAUACCGGUUCAUACUGUUGCGCCGAUUUUUUGUGUUGAUGGGAACCAUUUUCCUCCUGCGCAGCGUGUGUAUGUUGAUUACUUCCAUGUCUGUGCCUGGACGCCAUCUCAAGUGUGCUGGCAAGAACUUCGGAGAUCUGCCAACGAAAGUGCAGCAGGCUCUAGUCAUAGCGCGAGGAUUUGGAAUGUCCAUUCAAGGUGUUCGUACCUGCGGCGAUUAUAUGUUCAGUGGGCAUACCGUGGUUAUUACGGUUUUAAACCAUUUCAUUACAGAGUAUACUCCUAAGCGGCACCGCUUAAUCCACUUGUCUUCCUGGACAUUGAAUUUGUUCGGAAUGUUCUUCAUCCUUGCAGCGCACGAGCACUACUCGAUCGACGUGUUCAUUGCCUUCUACAUUUCUUCCCGUUUGUUUCUUUACUAUCACACGAUGGCCAACACGGACAUUCUCCGACGCCAUCCUCGUCGCGCUAAUCUAUACUUCCCGUUAUACGCUUUCUUUGAAGCGGAAGUCUACCGUGUUGUACCUAAUGAAUACGAAUGGCCGUUCAUGUUGUCGUGGCCAUAUGUCAAGUUCUUCCGGGAAGAGGAACAGAUUGUGGAUAAUAACGGGAAACCGAAAGGAUGCUAAUACAUCCACAAUGUAACCUGCACAGCUUAGUAUGGAGUUGUCAAGCUGGACGAAGAAUUUACUCGUGGUAGAAGUGGGCGCUUCUGCUUCCAACGACAGAUUAAUUUCCCUCGAGAUUUAAAGUAUCUCAUUGCAAAGUGUUUGCGAUUUACUCAUUGCAAGUAUUGACUAUGAUGAAUGCCCAAAGCGUGCUGA
This is a messenger RNA of Paramacrobiotus metropolitanus, 1871 nucleotides long. RefSeq names its product sphingomyelin synthase-related protein 1-like. Gene Ontology annotation, molecular function: sphingomyelin synthase activity; ceramide cholinephosphotransferase activity; protein binding. Gene Ontology annotation, cellular component: Golgi membrane; endoplasmic reticulum membrane. The record is from RefSeq and is a predicted model, not a curated record. Gene Ontology annotation, biological process: ceramide biosynthetic process. The transcript has 7 exons. The coding region runs from base 300 to 1676 and encodes 458 amino acids. NCBI's taxonomy places the organism in Eukaryota, Metazoa, Tardigrada, Eutardigrada, Parachela, Macrobiotidae.